Molecule: messenger RNA, 1790 nt
Organism: Meira miltonrushii
Lineage: Eukaryota; Fungi; Basidiomycota; Exobasidiomycetes; Exobasidiales; Brachybasidiaceae
Product: PLP-dependent transferase
Exons: 1
Coding region: 43-1728 (561 amino acids)
Biological process (GO): sphingosine biosynthetic process; microtubule-based movement; ceramide biosynthetic process
Cellular component (GO): endoplasmic reticulum
Molecular function (GO): ATP binding; microtubule motor activity; serine C-palmitoyltransferase activity
Source: RefSeq, a predicted model, not a curated record
UCGUCACUCACCAUCGUCAUUGCGAGCCGAUCAAAGAAAAAGAUGGCUUCGCAACCAAUUUACAGCUCAACCUCAGCAGCAGGUGUAGGGUCUGCGUCACAUUCACCUCUGGUUGAAUCAUUGAACGGAGCAUUAUCGGCUGUACAAGAUGGAUUUAUGCGUUUACCUGGUUCAGCGAUCCUUUUGCGUUAUGUUCGUUCAAGUUACCAGAAUGAUCCAAUCAGAAGUUUAUUGGAAUUAAUCUUGGUAAUCUUUGCUUUACGAACGAUUUUGCAAAGUAGAACACGCGGAAAUAGCAGUAGCAGUAACUUUGUCAAAUUAACCGAAAAGGAGAUCGAUGAUUUGGUAGACGAUUUUAAUCCGGAUCCUUUGUGUGCUCCUCUGUCUCCAGCAGAUCAACUAGAAUUGGCUUCCGUUCCUACUAUCAUUGGUGCAGUCUCAUCAAGACCAAAGAUCUCUCUGCCCUCCCAUCAUGCAGGUAAGGCAAAAGAGGUGAUGAAUUUGGCAAGUUACAAUUUUAUCGAUUUGGCUGGAAAUGAAAAGGUAAAAGAGAGAGCCAUUCAAACGCUACGUAAAUACGGUGUAGGAAGUUGUAGUCCUCCUGGUUUCUAUGGUACGAUUGAUGUACAUAUGGCAUUGGAAGAGGAUAUUGCACGCUUUAUUGGGGUGGAUAAAUGCAUCAUCUAUUCCCAAGGUUUCAGUACGAUCUCUUCCGUCAUUCCUGCAUUCAGCAAACGUGGUGAUAUCAUCGUUGCCGAUCGAGGUGUCAACUUUGCCAUUCAAAAAGGUCUACAAGUCUCACGUUCAACGAUCAAAUGGUACGAUCAUAAUUCAAUGAGCUCUUUGGAGAGCGUUUUGCAAUCUGUCAUUCGUGAGGACAAAAGGAGAAGAGGACCUCUAACACGUCGCUUUAUCAUCACUGAAGGUAUCUUUGAGGGUGAUGGAGCGUGUGUUGAUCUGGCCAGACUGAUUGCUUUGAAGCGCAAAUACAAAUUCCGAUUGAUCCUGGACGAGAGCAUCAGUUUUGGUACAGUGGGAGCGACCGGCAGAGGAAUGACGGAACUAUGCGAAGUGCCACCAAAAGAGGUAGACAUCUUGGUUGGAAAUAUGGCAAACACUUUAGGUGGAGCAGGUGGAUUCUGUGCAGGAACGGAAGAAGUUGUUUUCCAUCAACGUAUUAACGGUACUUCGUUCGUGUUCUCUGCCGCAUUGCCUGCCAUGUUGGCGGUUGCAAGUAGUACUGCGAUUCAAAGAUUGAUCGCACAACCAUCUCUGAUGACUACACUGAACGAGAAUAUUGCAGCCCUGAGAAAUGUGUUGGAUCAUGUCGAAAGCAUAUCCAUUCCCAGUCAUGCAAGAUCUCCUCUGAUUCAUAUUCAAAUCCGUAGCAAGUUCGAGCCUCAUCCGGAUACUCCAUUUGACAAGAUUGAUCGAUCCCAUCUGGCUCAGGCACAUGCUCUACCGCCUUCGUAUAACGGACACGAUUUAGAUCAAGCAGAACAAACUCGAUUAUUGCAAUCGAUUGUGGAUGAUUUGAUCGAACAUGGAAUCUUUUUGAUUCGUCAUAAAAGAUUGCCAAGUAUCAAUCCAAAAAUGCUUGAAACGGGUCCCGAAAGUAGACCAAGCAUUCGCAUUGCGGUCACAACUGCAUUCACCCGCAAAGAAAUGGAAAAAGCUGCAAAUGUGAUCAAGAGUAGCGUUGUACGUUUGAUCGGAAAGAGGCGGUAAUGCAAUUGUUAAGAUGUAAUUCCCUGUACUACAAUAUUAAUUCUAUCACUUUGUGUUCUUUG